AAAAAAUCGGGAGAGAGCCCGAUCGGGCGGAAGCCACGCACGGCGAAGGCUAGAGUCGGCUUCGCUGGCGGCGGCGUCUCAGGCGGGAGGUAGGCGACGUCGGCUCAGGCGGUUGACGGCAGGAGCAGGUGUUGGCAGUUUGUGAGAAGAUUGGAGGCUGGCUAGGGCACGGUUUAGCCUCGCCGUGCAGAGGAGUCGGUGGCUAAAAGCAUCGGUUGUCGGCUUAGGCUUCUGGUGCAGGAGAUUUGGAGGCCGGAGCAAGAGAUGUAGGCAGUAGGUGGUUGGGUCGGACUCGGAGAAGGAAGCACGGUCGCGAAGGUCGACGGGCUUCAACGGGAAUAAUGAAAUUGUUUUCAAGGGCAGAUGCUAGCUCAUCCAAGACUCACCCAGCUGCCACACGCCCAAUCGCACCCAACCUCAACCGUGCACUCAUUGAUGAUGCUGCCGUCUAUCUGGUUCAGUUGGGUGUCAGACCAACUUUCUUUGAGGAGGAGGUCUAUCUGUCUGCCGGUUAUACUGAUCCGAUCUACGCUGGCUUACUUCGUCCAUUCUCUGAUGCUCCAGAUGUUGACCGUUGUGAGCAGUUGCUUCAACUGGGUGUUAAUCACAAGUUCUUUGCGACCUACAGAAGCAUGCACAUGAAUCAGUUCACUUGCUUCCUGCACUUCUUGAAGUCACCCUCAGGUCAGGAAGCUCUUGCCAAGAUGGCGCAGCGGAACAGAUUGGCGAAGCGAGGAGGUGAUCUCCUUUCUGCUCAAGAGGUCGGAACUGUCUCCAUGCUCGAGGCGCAGAUCAAUGACAUAUCAAACGAGAUCACUGACUAUCAUCGACGUGAGGAGGAAGAGGCCGCAUAUCAUGAGUUGGCGCUAUGCGAGAUCAGUGCACGUACAACUGUUCACAUUGAGGAGAUCAAACAGAGUAACCCACCAGGAGGGUUCUACCAGCCUCUGACGGUUCCCGAGUUAAACAGAGCUUGAUGGGGCGCGUAUCUAAGUGCCACUGCUCAGCAGAAGAAAGUACCUGUUCCUAUAUCUGAGAAGAGUUUGAUUGAGGCAGUGCAUACUUACUCCGAUGUGGUCCGCAAACGCCAUAUGUUGGAAUUUCUGAAGAUUGAGGGGAAUACUGAGGCGCUGAACGCCUAUAUUGUUGAGAAGAUCGGUCAGUUUGAAGCCGCCAAGGAUGCUCGCGCGGAGAGGCGAUUUCGUGGCCUCCUGGAAAUCGUGGGUGCAGACAUUCCUGUUACGAUAUCCACUUCGACAAAGAGAAAGGCUUCCAGAGAAGAUCCCGGUGGGGAAGAUAUCCGCGACAUUGAAUAAGAGUCCUUGGAGACCGUUGUUCCACCUGAUGCUGGGGAAACUGUUGAGGGAGAAGCGGCAGCUGGGGGAGAACCCCAAGCCGAGUAUCGGACGCUUCUCCGAACUUCGACUGUUCAGCACGGACAUGAUCCGAAACCAUCCAAGAAUCGGUCUGAUCACAGAGGAAAGAAAGCUGGAUCUGCGAGGCAAGAAGUAAAUGGGUGGCGGGGCUGAGGAAACUCAUUGGUGGUGGUGAGAUGGUGGACUGGCAUAAAUAUUCGUUCAAGUUCCGGGGUGGUGGUUGUUAUGCUGAUGCUAUGCGUCUCCUCGCUGAUGCAAACAUGGAACCACCAGGCCGACUUUUGAAUCGCCACUACACCCUUGAGACCGCCCGUGAGGUUCUUCAGUUCCCUUCCGGCCUAUCCGUUCCGGAUGGGCCUGACUGUUGCAGGAUGAAACAUUUCGAUAAUGAUGCCACUAGUGGCCCUCUUUUAUUUGCCUUUGGUUGUAAACGUAAAGCAGGAUUCUGUGUUAUAUUAUCUCGCUUUAUGUGGACGCUUUAUGA
Messenger RNA from Dendrobium catenatum, 1860 nucleotides. RefSeq lists its product as uncharacterized. Bases 342 to 977 code for a protein of 211 amino acids. The transcript is spliced from 2 exons. The record is from RefSeq and is a predicted model, not a curated record. Lineage: Eukaryota; Viridiplantae; Streptophyta; Magnoliopsida; Asparagales; Orchidaceae.